AUUUGAAAACCAUGAAUCAUUUGCCUUACACUUCACAGUUAUGCCCUACUCUGUGCUUACUUUCACAAAAAACCGCACGUUUGAUAAAAUAUGAAAUAAAUCAAAGGGAGUGGUAACUUCAACAAUAAACUUAAAUAAAAGAACAAUUCCUACAUAUAUUUGCAGUUUACCUAAUGAUAAUGCUUGGGGUAAAAAAAAUAUCAAUUCUAAAUGUAACAUUUUGAUUUAAUUGUGAAUCAUCAUGCAACCUCCUCCUCCCUCUCAGUGUUGCAUCUCCUCCACAGUAAGCUACUCGCUGUGUUGUAAUCCUGCAUGUAGCUCCACUCCUCCUCCUUCUCCUCGCUCUCUGGGUGCCGAUCUGACUGGGAAGAGGUGGGACCUAUCCACUGGUGGUAGUGGGCGAGUCACCGCGUACGUGCAAACCGUGCAGACUGCCAAGGACGAUUGUCCAAAUUCAGAAAUGUGAGUUUCUCUUCGUCAACCACUUGCUCCUGCUUCAGUGAAAAUCAACUAAGGACCAUCUACCUUCUCUUGUUCGGUCCAGUUUAUUUUGAACGAUCGGAACCAGCAGCAGCACCAGCAGCAGCAGCAGUGUGCUCAUCACACAGACAGACUGACAGACAGGCGGAGCGGGACUGUGUGAUGAGGAGGUCUCCUCCUGGCAGGGUUUUGCGUAACAUCCAGUGUAGUGGAAAUUUUUUGGUCGUGAGGACUGCUUUCAGCUUGCCUCUGCCUUCAGUCUUCUGACAGCCUGGUUUUGGGAAGAAACCCGCAGCAGUGACAUAAAACUACUACAGGAGCUGGGGGGAAAUCGCUGAAUAUCCAUGAGCUCCAAUUUCCCACACUACAGUUUCAGAAUGCCAAAUAUAGGGUUCCAGAACCUUCCUCUUAAUAUCUACAUUGUGGUGUUCGGGACGGCCAUCUUUGUCUUCAUCCUCAGCCUCCUCUUCUGCUGCUACCUGAUCAGGUUAAGGCACCAGGCACACAAAGAGCUAUAUGCAUACAAACAAGUUAUUCAGAAGGAAAAAGUCAAAGAGCUAAACUUGCAUGAGAUAUGUGCGGUGUGCUUGGAGGAGUUCAAACAGAAGGAUGAGCUGGGGAUCUGUCCAUGCAAACAUGCCUUUCAUCGGAAGUGCCUCAUUAAGUGGUUGGAGGUGAGGAAAGUGUGCCCGCUGUGCAACAUGCCCGUCUUACAGCUCGCCCAGCAGGCCGGCACCACGGAGCCUCCCAUGCCCGUCCAUCAGCCCCUGCCCGGCGCCGAGAACCUGGUGUAGCGGACGCUGAGCCUCACUCGGAAAGUACCCGGCGGACACACAAAGAACCCCACAUCCCAACGCUCGCACUCACCUUAAACAGGUACACUAUGGUGGGAGUGAGUGAACUGACAGAAACUGGAGUAACUGCGCAGAAACUCACAAACUGAAUCUGCUGCCGUCGUCAUCUCUUUUAUUUUUGCAUCGGUUACAAAAGAGAGAAAAAUGAUUUCCUUAACGUCAGCACUGAGUUGCUGGUAAUCAGCAGUUUUCUUUUUAUUUUACUUUUUUUUUUUACUUCAUGGACAAUGAAGCUGAUCUAGAAGAAGUUUCCUUAUGUCACUUUUUCAUAACCAAAGCGCUUUUCUGGAGGCCACCAGCAAAAGACGGGGAAGAAGAAAACGCAAAAGCCAAGAACUUCACUAAAGAUAUUGAUUUUUUUGUAUUGUUUAAAAAGCACUUUAUAAGAAGGCAAACCUUUAUUGCUUAGGCCUAAGGUCAUGUGUUAUAUUUUAUUUUUUUUCCCUUCAUUUCUGUGUACAAAGCAGAAAAACAGGUUUUAAAACAUUACAAAUAUACUUAUAUCUCAAAAGGACAAUAAAUCGGAAACAGUUUUGUCUGUUUAAAUGUGAAAAGUUUGAUCGUGUUACCCAUCACCCAGGCAUUACUCCGACUAAUCAGGUUGUUUCCAACAAAAUUAAAUCUAGAUUUCAAGUCACAAAUGUGAAGUCUAAACUGUUUCAAAGAAGAAAUGCUUCUAGCUUUUUCAUUGCUCUUUUCCUGCAUUAAUGUAAUCAGAUUACGGUUCGUAUAUUUCACAGAUGAAAGCAGGAGACUUCUAAGUAAAACUGUGACAGUCGCCUCAUAGAUCCUGCUACAAGGUGAUCCACGGAUCACUUUCUGGAACACAUCGGUUUGAUAUCUUCCCUCAAAAUGUGCUGCAACUUUAGUUAUAUUAUCGCUCUCACCACAGAGGUGUAAAUCUAUUUAUUGUUACUUCUUUUCUGUAUUUGUUUUUAUUUAUCAUCUUUUUUUGGGGGUGGUGGGGGUGGGGGGUACUGCUGCAUUUAGUAGAGCAGCCCAGUGAAUUGGUACCGGCGUAUCGAGUACUGCCCUCGGCGUGUAAUCAGCACAUCCUUUUAGUGGACGCACAUACAUGCACAUGCAGGAGCAGCUGGAGCUGACCCUCCUUUCUUUCAGCUACACUGCCAUAGUCAGUGGUCAGCAGGUUGGAGUAAAACAACGUUUUCAUUCAUGCAAACACACAACACAGUUUAUCCCCCUUUUUUUUUGCUUUUUCUCUGUGGUAUUCUGGUGCUUUCGACGCCACGACACACACCCCACUUCAUCGGUACAACAUGCUUUUGUUUAGUGCAACACGUACUUCAGCUCUGAGCUGUGCUUGUGUGGAUUCUUUUUGUCCUCUUGUUAGCUGCAUUUGGUGAACCAGUUGAAAGGCCUUACUGUGGACCCCCCCCCCCCGUAACAUUGGUGAGAUAGAAUAGUUCAUUGAGGUUUGGGAAUGAAAUGUUUUGUGGAUCUGACUGAGUUAUCUUUGGGAUUUAGAUAAUUUAGUGAGCAUUUUUAACUGAUGGUGCUUAAAGGACUCAACCACAAGAUAAUGGGUGAUGUGAAAUCAACAUUUUUGCAACCUUUAGAUCUGAUAAUAAUAAUGUGGGACACUGUUUGUGCUGUGAUUAAGGCAAAUGAUAUGUUCUGCAUCUUGUGGUCAUCUAUUAUUAGGCCAUAGUCAUAGUGCAGUUGUCUGUUUCUUAGAAAUUACCACUCAGUAACAUUUCAUUCCCAUAUACCAGCAAUUUGUGGUUAUGACUGAAUUAUCUCUUUUGCACACCCAAGUAACUUGUGGCCACACAGUGAUAUGUUUCCCACCGAUGUUACUGGGAAUGCGAUGAACCUAAGAUAAGUUGGAGACAGGCUGUCAAACAUUAGGUUCAAAUGCCCAAUCUGUGUAAUUUGGAUGGAAAUUAACAUUUUUCUUCUACAAAAGGAGCUUACUAAUAUUAACAUUAGGCUAUGUUGGUAUCAGAAAUCAUGAUACCACUGUGGUCUUCAUAACCCGUGAUCAUUUCCAUGUUUUUACAAAUAAUAAUCUGAAAAGUGAAGCCUGCAUUUGGAUUCAGCCCCACCCGACUCAGUAAUUUGCAGACCCACCUUUCUCUGCAGGAGUAGUUGCAAGUGUUAAGGGUCUAUUUCUACCAUCUAAAGACAGAUAUUUUCUUCAUUGCAAAAUCCCUCAAGCUCGAGCAUUUGUGAGUGUUAAUUUUCAAGUCUGGGCUUUGACUGGGUCAUUCUAACACUCAACUAUGCUUUUAUUUAAACCAUGGCACCGUAGCUCUGGCUGACACUCGCAUUGGUUGUCCUGCUGGAAGGUGAACCUCCACACCAGCUUCAAGUCUUUUUCAGCCUCCAGCAAGUUUUUGUACAGUUUUGCCCUGCAUGUAGCUCCAUCCAUCUUCCCAUCAACUCUGACCAGUCUUCCUGUUCAUGUUGAAGAAAGGCAUCCCCAUAGCAUGAUGCUGCCACCACCAUAUUUACACAGUGUGAGUGUUACUUUUCCAACUUGGAUUUUGAAUAAAGCCAAAAAGGUUCAAUGUUGGUCAUAUCUAACCUACAUUAAUUAUGGGGUUUCAGAGUAUAGGGGGCUGAAAAUAAAUGCAUACCACACUUUUUCUAUCAUUUCUAUCAGAGUUAUGUACUACUUUGUGUUCAUCUAUUUCAGAAAGUCCCAAUCGAAAACUGCGGUGGUAAAUUUAAUAUGGUAUGAAUACUGUUGCAUGUUGCCAUCUCUUCUAGAAAUCACUGAUUGUGUCUUCAACAUCGUCUUUGUUCUGUUAUCCUUUGCCACAAAGGAUUGCUUUCAACAAGUGACUCUGGCUUUAGGUUAGAAAAGCAUUGUUACUCUGACCUCUGCUGAAUGUUUCAUCACUGCUGAGUGUUAGCCAGCAUACAGAGGAGUGGACCCUUGGCAGAUGAAAAAUAUCGGCUGUUAAAUGAAAGCGAAAGCAGAGUUCAUUUACGGUACUGCGGUCCAAUACUCUGGGAUUGUUAAUUGAACAUUAAACUAUUAACACUAGCCCUAACCCUAAAUUCACUGAGAAUUGUUGUACCCACAUUAGCCUUAGUUGAACAAUAACUGUUAAUAACAAAGAAAGAUGUGUUGAAUUACAUAUGUGGUGAACAAAAUAACUAAGGCCUUCUUUUAGCUUGGUGUGUGUGACGUGUUUUGGAUAUGAAGAGGCUGGGACUGUUAAUGUUGCAGUGUGAGGGAGCAGAUCUUCCAUCUUAUCCAUACAGCCUCACUCUCGUCCAUUCUAACUCAAGUCUGAAAGCUUUGUUUACUGAUCUGUCUCUGGAUUUCACAGAAGGAAAUGUUUACUGUGAAUGCACGCUGCUUAGCAAACAUUUUCUCCCACCAUUGCUUAAAUGCAAGAUAUUAUGUAUUCCUGCACAAAUAACAGAAGCAACGUUCCUUCAUCUAAACCCCACGGCAGCUGACGCUCGCUGCCAUUCGACCAUCUUUAUUGUCGUUUUUUUCCACACAAGCUUCCCUGUUUCCCUCCCGUCCGCCGCCCUGAUCGCACCGGUGUUGCCAAGUCGACAUGAAAUGUUAGGAGUUAAACGUUUUAGCCAACAAGGAAAGAAGCUUCUGUAUUUGAGAUGAAAGCAGAGAGAGAUUGUUUGAAGCCAGGAAUAGAAUGGGGCUGAUGAGUGCAGUAAAAAUGUCUUCCCACUGCUGAUGUCAUCCGUGACGUCAGCCUUGCCUCUGACUGAGCUGUUUAUAAAUAGACACCCAGUCAGGAACACCCUUAGAUAUGAAAAAUUUACAGAUAACCAGAGAAGAAAGGGACUUAUUGAUCAUGACGUGCUGUUUUAUGGCAGAUAAUAUUCAUUUUGAUAGAAGAAGAAGAAAACCAGUAAAAUAUUCUUUGCUGCUUGAGAGUUUCAUUAUGUUUUCCAUGGUUGGUUUUAGCAACCAGUCCAUUUCGGGUUUUAAUCUCUUAUCACUGCCUUGUUGAAGUGAACCCGACUUGUUGGUAUUGUGUAUUUAUUCCUCUGUAGCUCCUACAAACUCACAAAUAACUGCCUCUUCCUUUUUCUCCAAACAAGCUUUUUCACAUUUUCCCUCAGAUUCUCCCCACUCUUCUUCUCCUUUUUUUUUUAACACUGAUUAUGUUUGUGACCUCUCACAGACAUUGUUUGUAAAGCUAAGAAUUCUGCAGCAGAAUUUUUUUUGGAGACAAUAUGCUGUACAGUAUUUGUAAGCUCUAUUUUUGUAUAUUGCGCUUUUGAAAAAAAAAAAAUUGAAAUAAUAUGGGUUUUGUUUUUCUAGUUUUUGCUAAUUUUCUGUUUAUUCAUUUAAGAAAAUGUUGCAUGUGACUGACUUGAACUGUAAAUAAAAAUUCCAAAUUUCGGAAAAAAA
Messenger RNA from Girardinichthys multiradiatus, 5694 nucleotides. It is a transcript of the gene rnf24, whose product is annotated as ring finger protein 24. The transcript is spliced from 6 exons. Lineage: Eukaryota; Metazoa; Chordata; Actinopteri; Cyprinodontiformes; Goodeidae. Gene Ontology annotation, molecular function: ubiquitin protein ligase activity; zinc ion binding. The record is from RefSeq and is a predicted model, not a curated record. Bases 825 to 1274 code for a protein of 149 amino acids. Gene Ontology annotation, cellular component: endomembrane system.